AUGGCCAACAACGACACGUCGGAUGUCACUUGUGAUGAUAAAGAACUUUCACCGGAGGAUCACAUUAAAAGACAACAUGAAUUUGCGAACUCCCACGAAUCAUCACUCGUUGAACCUCGUUUUGUUCCAGCCCCAUCUCAAGAACACACAUCUGAUAUAUCUGAAAGUGUCUCUUCAAGCAAUGGAGAUGGUAAUGGAUCAGUGAGCUCAUCUGAUGAUUCAGACAGUGCACCUGAACAACCUGACCAAAACUGGGGCGCACCAACGGCUAAAAUCAUGAUUGGCACCUACAACUUUGUACUCGAACUCCCUGCUCAACUUUUGGGAAAGAAGAUUCCUUAUUUCGCCAAAGACUCAAUUCUACUUCUAAAGCACUGGAUAUAUGGAACUUCUAUUGCAGAGCAGAAAAGUAACAAAUGCCGUACCUACGAGCUCUUCGCUCUAUAUGCUAUCGCGUACACCUUCGAACAUCAUAAAUUACAAGAUGAAGCAAUGGAUUGCAUCAUUAAGGAGAUUUAUGAAAGUCGCGAUGACUCAAGAUUCACGCCAGAGCAUGUCAGAUUUGCGUAUGAAUUGACCCCUGAAACAUCAGAACUCCGAUUUUUCUCCGCCGGACUUGUGGCCGAAGCCAUGAAAGAAGAUAAUCAAUUCAAUUGGAUGACGAGCAAAUCUCCACACUUCUCGACGCUAUUCCAGAGCUUUUGUUGA
Messenger RNA from Botrytis sinoallii, 708 nucleotides. RefSeq lists its product as uncharacterized. The record is from RefSeq and is a predicted model, not a curated record. Bases 1 to 708 code for a protein of 235 amino acids. Lineage: Eukaryota; Fungi; Ascomycota; Leotiomycetes; Helotiales; Sclerotiniaceae. The transcript is spliced from 3 exons.